Molecule: messenger RNA, 2303 nt
Organism: Impatiens glandulifera
Lineage: Eukaryota; Viridiplantae; Streptophyta; Magnoliopsida; Ericales; Balsaminaceae
Product: transcription termination factor MTERF2, chloroplastic
Exons: 6
Coding region: 51-2162 (703 amino acids)
Biological process (GO): regulation of DNA-templated transcription
Molecular function (GO): double-stranded DNA binding
Source: RefSeq, a predicted model, not a curated record
UAUGAAAUCGUUAUGAAACGCUAAACGCCACUCUCCAUCCAGACGCGAGGAUGUUAUCUCCGUCGCCGCAGCACCACCGCGGUUUCCACUUCUCCCUCCAUUUGUCUAUCCCACCUCCCGUCUGCCGUAGCUCUACUUCGUUUACUGUCCUGAAUUCCAGGAUUUCUCAUUACUUAACUAUCUCUUCAUGUUAUCGCGACAAUCGCCGGAACAAUCCAGGCUCUGAAAUCCACGUCGCCGUACCUGAAGAAGGAGACGAGACGCUCUUCCGCCGGCAUAACGCUAAAUCAACUGCUCUCUUACUCCGACAAAUCUCCAGUGCAGAAGAAACAACAAUCGCCGAUAAAGAAUUUCAUCCUCAAGAAUAUGAUGAGAUGCCAGAAGAAGAUAAAACGAGAAUUUUGGAAAUGUCUAUGGUGCAAAAGCGAACACCUCAAUUUCCAGGAUCUAUUUACAUUCAAUCAUCUAGAGAUGGUGACAUGAACAGUACUUUACCUCCAAUAAAGUCGUUGUUGCGUGAUGGUGACAGUGAUGAGAUGCUAUUGAAGGCUCUUGAAAUUCGAAGGAAUGUUACUGUUGAGAUUUUGAAGGAAGCAAUGAUCAAAAAUGGAAAAUUUGGAAUCACGUACUCCACUAAUUUGAUUGCAUUGUCUCCGGAGUUUAUAGAUUGCGUAAUGAUUAAAGCUGCGUCUAUGAAGCGAUUACCAGAGUUUGAACACUCGAUGUUUAAUGAGCGUGCUAGAAAGGUGAUAUACGAGUCUGAUGUUGUCUCAGUUAUCAGGUGGUUGAAGCACAAUGGAUUGUCAUUUCCUCAAAUUGCAAAGCUCAUGUGCCUGUCCAAAGGAAAUGCUUAUUCCAUAAGAUCUGCUGUUGAAUGGAUUAAAUCAAUUCAUGUGCAAGGGCGGUAUAUUGGGGUGGCGCUAACGAAAGCAGGGGAUAAUAUUUUGGAGCGCAGUACGGAGGAGUUGGAUGAGAUUGUUGGCUAUUUGGAGAGCAAAGGAGUCAAGCGUGAAUGGAUGGGUUAUGUCAUUAGCCGUUGUCCUCAACUAUUGUCUUUCAACCUUGAAGAAGUGAAGACUCGAGCAGAAUUCUAUUUGGAUAUGGCCAUGAAUGAUAAGGACUUUGGAACUAUGAUUUUUGACUUUCCCAAGGUGCUCGGUUUCUUCUCCAUGGAGGAAAUGAAACAAAAGGUAGAUUAUCUCAUGGAGUUUGGCCUUAGUAAGGAAGAUGUUGGGAGAUUACUGGCAUUUAGACCACAACUAAUGGCUUGCAGCAUUGAGGAAAGAUGGAAACCUCUCGUAAAGUAUCUUUACUACCUUGGAAUUACCCGAGAUGGCAUGAGGAGAAUGUUAACCAUCAAACCAAUCAUUUUCUGUGUUGAUUUUGAGACCACCAUUGUACCAAAGGUACAAUUUUUGCGCGAAAUAGGGGUUCAACAGGGAGCUAUUGGUAACAUGCUUGUCAAGUUUCCCCCGCUUCUGACUUACAGUCUCCACAAGAAGAUCCGUCCUGUGGUUGUAUUCUUGUUGACAAGAGCUGGAGUUGACCAGAAGGAUAUUGGAAAGGUAAUUGGUUUGGGACCUGAACUACUGGGUUGCAGCAUUCAUCGUAAGCUUGAUGUAAGUGUUAAGUACUUUCUGUCGCUCGGGAUUUAUCCCAGAGUAUUAGGUGCAAUGAUUGCCGAUUUUCCCAUCCUACUUCGCUACAACAUAGACAUCCUUCGUCCAAAGUACCGCUACUUGCGUAGAGACAUGGUUCGCCCUUUGAAAGACCUCAUAGAGUUCCCCAGGUUCUUCAGCUACUCACUCGAAGGACGAAUAAUUCCACGACACAAGAUUAUGGUAGAAAACCGUGUAAAUUUUAAGUUACGUUACAUGCUGACAGACAGUGAUGAAGAGUUUGAGCAGAGGGUUCAGGCUGCUGUUGAAAGGCGUAAAAAAUUUGAAAUGGGGAUUAUUUUGGAGAAGACAUCUGAUGAAGCUAGUGAGUUUACAGUUGAUUGUACAGAAAAUGAAUACCCGACCUCUGAUACUGAAUCUAUUGAGGCGAGUUCAUCUGAUACUGAAACUAUUGAGGCGAGUUCAUCUGAUACUGAAUCUAAUGAGGCGAGUUCAUCGGAAAGUAUACAUUUUCACGAAACAGAUGAUGUCCUCCCAUUGUAGAAUUCAGUAUUGUUUAGUCUCAAUAUCUUUGCCUUUUAAUUUUGCAUAGAUAUAUAAUAUAUUCCUUCUCAUCACGGUGUAUAUAUGUAUGUAAUUUUGUAUCACGAGAAAGUAAUCCUUCAAUAUAUCUGAUUUUACUGU